Molecule: messenger RNA, 1888 nt
Organism: Exophiala xenobiotica
Lineage: Eukaryota; Fungi; Ascomycota; Eurotiomycetes; Chaetothyriales; Herpotrichiellaceae
Exons: 1
Coding region: 1-1641 (546 amino acids)
Cellular component (GO): cytoplasm
Molecular function (GO): exopolyphosphatase activity
Source: RefSeq, a predicted model, not a curated record
AUGGCAGAAGAAAUCCAACAAACGAAACCUAUGGACACCAAAGAAGUCAUGCCAACCCUGUCUACAUAUCUACCACGCAUACGUCGUGCAGUGGCUUCCUCGGCACUCAAAUCAUCGCAAGCGUCCUCAAACGCCAACAGUAUCGAUGCUGCGAAAGGGAGGACGACUCUGGUGAUGGGGAACUCCUCGGCGGAUCUAGACAGUUUCAUAUCUGCCGUGGUAUUGUCCUACUUUUACAAUUCACGCUCACCACGCAAGGGCGACGGGGCCAACGAAAACCAGACGAAUGACCGGUCAAAGUCCCGGAUAUUUGUUCCCAUCCUCAAUCUCCCAGGUGUCAGAGCGAACGAGCUAUGGCGCUUGAGACCCGAGUUCGGUGUUGCGCUGAGAUUGGCACUGGGCGAGACGCCGAGCAGGAUUGGCCGCGUGGAGGGCGGUAAUGAUGAGGACCACAAUGGUGGUGGUGGUGGUGAUGCCGGAGAGGAAGGCAAGACGGAGAUCCUCGAGGAUGUGAUUACUAUUGCGGACGUGUUAGCUGACCGGGAGUCGCCCUUGCAUGACGUUUUCGCGACGUCAAGUCACGCAGACACAAGGGCACCGGACGAGGGUGAAAAUAUGGGUCGCGUAGGUGAGCAUCAGAAGCAAGAAUUGUUCCUCGUGGACCACAAUGCUCCGUCGAUUGCGAUACCCGGAAUGGCCGACGAGACGAUACGGUCGCGUUUCGAUGUUGUGGGCUGUAUUGACCACCACGUCGACGAAGGGUAUGUGCCGGACGAUGCGGAUCCGAGGAUCGUGAGAACCGGUAUAGGAAGUUGUACGAGUCUUGUCGUGCAGCAUUUGAGGGAUGAGGGACUGUGGCCUUCGGGUUCGUCUUCCCAGGGCCGCGAGAGUGGCCGUGGGAAUGAAAAUAGGGAGGGAAGUGAGGUGGAUGGACUAACGCAGAUUGCCCGACUCGCCCUUGCGCCCGUAUUGAUAGACACGUCGAACCUCAAAGCCACUGGGGAUAAAUGCUCCGAUCUCGAUCGAGAGGUGGUCAAAUUUCUCGAAUCAUUCAUUGUGGAAGACAAUCAGGCACCGGCUCAAGAAAACCGUACGUCGGGUGGGAUGGAAGAACAUGGAUGGGACAGAGAUGCGUUCCACAGAGCGAUCAGCACGACAAAAACGAAUUCACUGAAUCUGUUGAAUAUGCAAGAGAUUUUUGAUCGGGACUAUAAGAGUUGGACUGAGCCACGGACGUCUUCUGAGGAGGAGGUCAACAUCGGGAUAUCGAGCCUCGUCAAGCCGUUGUCCUGGCUUGUCGAGCACGCGGGCGGGGUGGACAAAUUCCCUGACGAGAUCGAACGGUUUGCCAAAGACAAAGGGAGGGAGUUGGGUAUAUUUGCCAUGUUAACACGUGCGGGAGAUGGGAAGGAGGUCAUUGUGCUCGCGAUGGAUGAGAGUGUGAAGAGCGUCGUUGAGAAAUUCGAGGCACGCGCGGAGGAGCUGAAACUUCGAAAGUGGCAGGAGGAUGAAACGGUGAUAAAGGCCCUGAAUGGGCGGCUGGGAGAGAAAGGCGAGUGGAAGAUAUGGUGGAUGGGGGAUACGAGCAAGAGUCGGAAACAGGUUGGGCCGUUGAUCAGGGAGGCUGUCAAGAAUAUCUGAAUAAGGAGAUACAAGAGACGAGCAGCCGUGGAGGGCAGGUGACCGCCACGGUGGACAAAUGCCUCCUUGUCUACAAGAAUAUCUUCACCGCAGAAAUGAUGGAUCGGCCUUGAGGUUCUCCCACCUUGAUGGCUGGGUUGUCUCGUCCAACAUCUCACUUCUCGGCUUAGAAUAGUUGCUUUCAGCUCGUAGCGGGCUCGGAGCAACAGGUCAUCUGGCGCGAUGACUAUUCUAUCUUCUUCGCCAG